AAAAAGAAACGUGGACUUACCUGUACGCCAACUUCUGCCAACCCGCUCCUCUUAUCACCUGCUCCGACUUGAAAGUCCAGUUCCACCAGGCACCACGCCGGGGAGAGGAGGUGAAAUAUGUCACAGGAGACAGACAAUAAGCGUCUGGUGGUGGUGGUCCCCAACGAGAGCUCCUUCCCAGCCGUACGGCGGGCCUACACCAGCGAGGAUGAGGCUUGGCGCUCCUACCUGGAGAACCCGCUGACAGCCGCCACCAAGGCCAUGAUGAGCAUCAACGGUGACGAGGACAGCGCCAACGCCCUGGGCCUCCUCUACGACUACUACAAGGUUCCUAAAGAAAAGAGACUCCUGACCGCUCCCAAAGUUGCGGAAAUAACAGAAGAGCAGGAGAAAAGGUUGCCUAGUCACCCCAACGGGGUCGAAGCUGAGACGUUGGACAACCGUGUCCAGGUUCUUAAGUCGGUCCCCGUCAACCUGUCGCUCAACACGGAAGACCCCGGUGGCCCCGGAGCUGGCGGGGCGCCCUCCGUGGCCCUGGUGAAGGCCGAGUCCUACGCGCCUGUCUUCAUGACGACGGGCGCCGGGCUCCACUAUCGCGUGGACGGCGAGGAGGCAUCUCGGGUGGUCUACGAGCAGAGCCCCUACGAGGUGACCACAGUCAGCCACAAUUCCUACGUGAAGGAGGACCAGCAGAGCCCGCCGGACAGCCCCUUUGACGAGGAAGGGGACACGAAGUACCACACGCCUUCCUCGCUGGCGUCAGAUGACUUUUUGUUCCACCAGGUCGGAACCGAGAGCUUCCAGUACACCCUGGAUGCCACUCGCUCGCUCCGUCAGAAACAGGGCGAGGGCCCCAUGACUUACCUAAACAAGGGCCAGUUCUACGCCGUCACCCUCAACGAGCUCAGCGCUAACAAACGCCUACGACACCCCAUCAGCAAAGUGCGGAGUGUGAUCAUGGUGGUGUUUAGCGAGGACAAAAACAGAGACGAGCAGCUGAAAUACUGGAAGUAUUGGCACUCCCGGCAGCACACGGCCAAGCAGAGAGUCCUGGACAUCGCUGACUACAAGGAAAGCUUCAACACCAUCGGCAACAUCGAAGAAAUCGCCUACAAUGCCAUCUCCUUCACGUGGGACGUCAACGAAGAGGCCAAGAUCUUCAUCACGGUCAACUGCCUGAGUACGGACUUUUCGUCGCAGAAGGGCGUCAAGGGUUUGCCUCUGAUGAUCCAGAUGGACACGUACAGCUACAAUAAUCGCAGCAACAAACCUCUGCACAGGGCCUACUCGCAGAUCAAGGUCUUCUGUGACAAGGGAGCAGAACGUAAGAUAAGAGAUGAAGAGAGAAAGCUGUUCCGCAAGAAGUCCAAAGGUAAAGAUGGAGGCGCGGGUGUUAUAACGGCACCCAAGAAAUCGGAUACCACAUAUUUCAAGACCAUGACCGACCUGGAAGCACAACCUGUCCUCUUCAUCCCUGACGUCCAUUUUGGAAACCUGCAGAGGGCCGGACAGGUGUUCACCUUCAACACAGAGGAAAUGGAGCGAGAAGGGAGCGUGCUGGUCAAGAGGAUGUUCCGGCCGGCCGAGGACGACUUGUGUCCGUCGCCGCAGAAACAGAUCAAGGAGGAGGUGAACAAGAGAGUUCUGCUGUAUGUCCGCAAGGAGACAGAUGAGGUGUUCGACGCGCUCAUGCUAAAGUCGCCGACGCUGCGAGGCCUCAUGGACGCGAUAUCUGAGAAGUACAACUUGACCACGGAGAAGAUCACCAAGGUCUACAAGAAAAGCAAAAAAGGCAUCCUGGUGAACAUGGACGACAACAUCAUCGAGCACUAUUCCAACGAAGACACGUUCAUCCUGCACAUGGAAACCUACGCUGACACCUACAAGGUCACGCUGACUGAAAUAUGAGCACACCCAAAAAAAAGUUUUAAGACUGUGGGCUACUCUUGCACGGAGUAAUCGUCGCUGGUCCUUAAAGGCAGAAAUAAUGGAGUCCAUAUUGGUGGAUCCACUGUACAAAGUGUCUUGUCAUUGUGUACAUAGACUUGAUUUGUAUUGACGAAUCCCCCACCCAUUGUGUAAACAUGUAGUCUUUAUUAGUUCUUCGUUUGCAGCUUCUAUGCAUGCCAGCCUUGAUUUGUUUUUAUUGUUGUUGUUUUUUGGUAGUUGUUAUUUAUUUUUCUUAUAUGUAUCUGUGUAUCCAUCAAUUUCAAGUACUUCACAUUUCAGCAAUUUUGCAACAAGUCGCCCUUUGACAAGAGCCGUCACGUGACUUUUAUAAAUAUGAAAAUGUUAUUAUUCACGUUAACAUUGUUAAAAAAAAGUGAAUAAAUACACGUGCCAUGGAAAUAUA
Messenger RNA from Syngnathus acus (greater pipefish), 2353 nucleotides. RefSeq names its product grainyhead-like transcription factor 2b (gene grhl2b). The coding region runs from base 118 to 1908 and encodes 596 amino acids. The record is from RefSeq and is a predicted model, not a curated record. Lineage: Eukaryota; Metazoa; Chordata; Actinopteri; Syngnathiformes; Syngnathidae. Gene Ontology annotation, biological process: neural tube development; regulation of transcription by RNA polymerase II; brain development. The transcript is spliced from 16 exons. Gene Ontology annotation, molecular function: RNA polymerase II cis-regulatory region sequence-specific DNA binding; DNA-binding transcription activator activity, RNA polymerase II-specific. Gene Ontology annotation, cellular component: nucleus.